GGAAAGGAAAAGCCAAACAAAACAGUAAAUUAGUUGAUUAAAAUCUUUUUUUCUCGAAUAGCAAGACAAAACCAUUCAACAAAAACGCUGCCGUAUCUUAGUGGACGUCUCCGUCGUAAAUGGCCAUGGGGGAGCCAAAGCCAAGGGUAAGCGGUGCUUCUUCCUCCACGGACUCAUAUUCAACCCCUUCAGCGUCUCCGACACCAACUCCAGCUCCACGUCAGCCCGUCACGUUACUCGAACCAUCUCACCAACACAAGAAAAAAGGCAAGAAAGUCUUCCGCGUCUUCCGCUCCGUGUUCCGUUCUUUUCCCAUCAUCACACCGGCGGCUUGUAAAAUCCCGGUCCUUCCGGGAGGUAGCUUACCCGACCAGCAUCGAAGUGGGUCAAGCGGGUCAAGAGUCUCCGGGACCUUGUUCGGAUACCGUAAAGGCCGUGUAAGCCUCUCAAUUCAAGAAAACUCUAAAUGUUUUCCAUCUCUCGUCGUCGAGCUAGCAAUGCAAACAAUGGUGCUACAAAAGGAAUUGAGCGGAGGAAUGGUUAGGAUCGCUUUAGAGACGGAGAAACGUGCGGACAAAGAGAAGGUCAAGAUAAUGGACGAGCCGUUAUGGACAAUGUAUUGUAACGGUAAGAAAACGGGGUACGGUGUGAAACGUGACGCGACGGAGGAAGAUCUUAACGUGAUGGAGUUGUUAAGACCGGUUUCGAUGGGUGCUGGUGUUUUGCCUGGGAACUCGGAGGCUGAAGGACCUGACUCGGAGAUGGCUUACAUGAGGGCUUACUUUGAGCGUGUCGUUGGGUCUAAAGAUUCAGAGACGUUUUAUAUGUUGAGUCCCGAAGGGAAUAAUGGACCAGAGCUUAGUAUCUUCUUCGUGAGAGUUUGAUUUGAUGUAAUGGUCGGAGACAAAUAUAUGGGUACGUUCUUGAUUGUAUAUGGAUGGAGAAGGUGGCCGGAACGAAGAUAGAUCUCGGUUUGUGGAUUGAAAUGUGAUUAUCUAAUCAUGAUGAUAUGUCUAUGGGUGCAUAUGGGACGUAUUCUUUAGGAAUGUGAUGUAUUCUUUAGGAUGAUUUAUAUGAAACUAUUUCAGGUUAAUAACAUGCACAUUUAUUCA
Messenger RNA from Brassica oleracea var. oleracea, 1112 nucleotides. Its product is annotated as protein MIZU-KUSSEI 1. Bases 120 to 884 code for a protein of 254 amino acids. Lineage: Eukaryota; Viridiplantae; Streptophyta; Magnoliopsida; Brassicales; Brassicaceae. The transcript has a single exon. The record is from RefSeq and is a predicted model, not a curated record. Gene Ontology annotation, biological process: hydrotropism.